Messenger RNA from Dermacentor silvarum, 1472 nucleotides. Its product is annotated as neuronal acetylcholine receptor subunit beta-3-like. Gene Ontology annotation, cellular component: neuron projection; membrane; synapse. The transcript is spliced from 7 exons. The record is from RefSeq and is a predicted model, not a curated record. Bases 81 to 1451 code for a protein of 456 amino acids. Gene Ontology annotation, biological process: monoatomic ion transmembrane transport; nervous system process; signal transduction. Gene Ontology annotation, molecular function: transmembrane signaling receptor activity; extracellular ligand-gated monoatomic ion channel activity; neurotransmitter receptor activity. Lineage: Eukaryota; Metazoa; Arthropoda; Arachnida; Ixodida; Ixodidae.
AACGCAGCUGCUGGGCCCCGCGUAAAGCAACCGCCUCGCUUCCUUUAUUUGCGUUAGCUCACUUCAAGAUCAGCACAGACAUGCUACAUAAAGUGUACAUCACGUGCGUACUUUUCGGUUACCUUCAUAGCUGCGUGGAAUCUAAUGACUCGGGUUCGAACAGAAUCGUUCAUCAUAGGAAUCUUGUGAAACACCUCUUCGACCCAGAGAGGUACACCAACGAUGUUCGUCCAGUCAUCUAUCACACGAACGUAACGGCGUUGACGUUAGACCUGCUGAUCCAGGAGAUUGCCGAUAUGGACCAUUCGAGGCAGGCGGUCAAAGUGAACGUAAUCAUGUCCGCGAAAUGGAAAGACGAGUUCCUGACUUGGAAGCCUGACGACUAUGGCGGCGAAGACGUUAUCAUAAUCCCAGCUGAAAAGAUAUGGGUACCGCAACUCGCCACAAAUUCACACAUUUCGCCACUCCUGACGUCAUCACCACCAGGUGGAAGUUACGGCCGCAUGAUGGCGCGCGUUCAUGCGUCCGGGUCUGUUUCGCUGGACCACGUGAAGCAGCUGGCGGCGAGAUGCGUGGCGAUGCCGGAGGGCUUCUGGUCGAGCCGCUACGACUGCGAAAUGAUCUUCCAUUCGUGGGACGUUGAAAGUAACCAGGUGCAUUUACAGGGCAGCGUGCGCGUCGACGUCGAGGACAACCCGGCUUGGGAAGUGUCGCAACCGAGGGUCAAGGUCCUCUUCCAUUCCGCCAUCGGCUGUCGUAUGGUGCUGAGGAAAACGUACGAGCCGAGCUUGGCGUGCCCGACCGUGGCCGUGGUGUUGCUGACGCUGGCCACCUUUUGGCUGCCCGCAACUGGACCCAGGGUGACCCUGUGUGGCGCCAACCUUCUGGUCGCUAUCAUCUGGCUUUCUACGCUCGCCAAACACCACGAGGGAUCAAUUACCACCGCACCUCACGUGGUAUUCCUGUCCCUAUCGGCAACGCUGGCUGCCGUGUCCCUGGCUUGGGCCGUCGCUACUCACAAGCUGCUGCACUCCGCCGACCGGUGCGAGGUUCCUCGGGGUCUGGUCAACUUUCUGGAGACACCCUUCUGGCAGUUCCUAUGCGUCGGCGGCUUCCAGCCGGCUUCGUCGGCGGCCGCGCGAGAAACGGAGAUGGAGCAUCUCAGCCACGACCCAACAAUGGCGGCCGGCGGAGGUGGCGGCGGCCCCGGCUUCGACCAAUCAGGAGCCGCGACUCAGGGAGGAAUGGUGCGCCGUGUCGCGAGCCGUCGACAGGGCGCUGUUCGUCGCCUUCGUCGUGGCGUUCAUCUCAUUUCGCCUGGUGUUCGGGGGGCCUUACCUCACUACCACGUUACCACGCUGGGGAGCGAGGUAGCAUGCCUACGAACAACAGUAGCAAUCCUCGCUGCAACUAUGACAAUGACUACUACUACAACAACAACGACAAUAUAAUAUUAUUAAAAGUAAUAAUCA